CACAUCAAAUCGAUGUUUGCGCAAGGGAAGCACAAGAAUCUUUCCAAUUUGUAGUGUAAAUUGGAUAAUUUUCAAAGGAUUUGUUCCGCAGGGGUUUCUUUUUUAUGAUAAUACACGACAAUUUAUAAUACAAAAGUUUCUGUCUAGGAUUUUUUCUUUCCUUUGUGCAUCAGAUAUCGUGAUAUUAUUAUAUCGAAGAUUACCAAGAUUUAAAGUACUGAACAUAUUGAACUUUAAUAAUUGGCAAAAAAACAUCAAUUUUUUAAUUUUAAUGCCAGGAGGUUAACAGAUUCUCGACGCGAAACCAUGUCGUCUAGUGACUACUUGGACUUGCGAGAGAAGACAAUUUUCUAUCUAGGAGUUCUAUCGACAGCCAUUAUUCCAUUCAUUUUGACGGGGAAUCUACUCGUUUUAAUAUCCCUGGUCAAAUUUAAAUUUCGAUUUCGAAAUGUUACAAACCUUUUCAUCGGUUCCUUGUCUGUUGCAGACUGUCUCCUAGCAGUUUUGACGUUGCCAGUCUACGUGGCCUUUUACUUUGAUGGGGACAGAUUGGCAACAAUCAAGUACCUUUGCAUAUGCAAAUAUUCUUCUGUCGUCUGUUCAAUGAGCGCCUCACUCACAAGUCUUGUCGCCAUUGCAGUGGACAGGUACAUUGCAAUAAUUCAUCCUUUGAAGUAUCCAUCCGUAAUGACUAGAAAGAAAGCUUUCAUUGUCAUUUUUUCUCUGUGGAUCUACAAUUUGACAUUAUUUGUAUUCCCCUUCUUCGUCAACAAUUACACCAAGGAAACAAAAGAAUGCGAUUUUUUCAAGGUAUUGCCAAAGGCAUAUUCUAUGAGCAGUACAUUUGGAGCCAUAUUUCUGUGUCUGGCAUCGACUUUGUUCAUGUACAUCAGGAUUUUCAUUGUAGCUCAGAAACAUAGAAAAAGAUUAGAUAAAUACAGAAAGACCAUAAAGUCCAACUUAGAUCGGAAGUUUGAAAAAGAUGCAAAAUCAGCCAAAACAAUGGCCUUGAUUUUGUUCCUCUUUUUUCUUUUUUGGAUACCGUUUAUGGUUGCCGGACCGCUUAAAUAUCUCAAUCUUGAAAAGAAUCUUAUUGAAUCUAUUAAAAGCAUGGCUGUUUUUAUAGCAAUGUGCAAUUCUGGGGUCAAUCCAGUUGUUUAUUGUUGGAUGAGGAAAGAUUUCCGCGCAUCAUUUACCGCCAUAAUUAAGUGCUAUAAUCGCACACAGAGUGAGGAAAUUCUUAGGGAAGCUUCAACAAAUUCUACAGAAGAUAGACAGAAGAACGAAAAUAGGAAUAACUAUAAAGAAGCACCAGAACGUGCAGAAGUUCAGAAAAAGCUUGAUUUAAAGACUAUUUGUUAUACACAGCGUGUGUCCGACAGCUGCCUCGAUUCCAGUUUAAGCCCUGACGGUAAAUAUACCAAGAUAGACGAAGCAAGUGUGACAACAGUUUGAACUACCGUUAUUUUUUUUAAUGUUUUUCAUUGGUUGACAGGUAUGUUUUUCGUCGAAUGCUUUAUCAUAAAUUACCUUAAAUGUCUUAAAUAUAUUUGUUCAUUUCAAAUGAUUUUUUUUUAAUUUUAUGCAUUAUUGCAUUAUUUUGUA
Messenger RNA from Saccostrea echinata, 1605 nucleotides. RefSeq names its product octopamine receptor Oamb-like. Gene Ontology annotation, molecular function: G protein-coupled receptor activity. The record is from RefSeq and is a predicted model, not a curated record. NCBI's taxonomy places the organism in Eukaryota, Metazoa, Mollusca, Bivalvia, Ostreida, Ostreidae. Gene Ontology annotation, biological process: G protein-coupled receptor signaling pathway. Gene Ontology annotation, cellular component: membrane. The coding region runs from base 307 to 1455 and encodes 382 amino acids. The transcript has a single exon.